This is a messenger RNA of Myxocyprinus asiaticus (Chinese sucker), 2636 nucleotides long. Its product is annotated as ice-structuring glycoprotein-like. The transcript is spliced from 7 exons. The coding region runs from base 304 to 2343 and encodes 679 amino acids. Gene Ontology annotation, biological process: signal transduction; proton motive force-driven ATP synthesis. The record is from RefSeq and is a predicted model, not a curated record. Gene Ontology annotation, cellular component: membrane. Lineage: Eukaryota; Metazoa; Chordata; Actinopteri; Cypriniformes; Catostomidae. Gene Ontology annotation, molecular function: proton transmembrane transporter activity.
ACACUUUUCACAAAGAGUUAUUGUUAUUAACGUAUAUACAUUAUUGGGGUAUUAAUUUGCGAGUUCGAAUCACAUUUACUUGAUUUUUAAGAAAGAGAGUAUAUCAGUUGCUGAGCUGCAAGAGGGGCGUGUUCGUUACGCAAGGACUGUACUUCAAGCAGUGCAUGCAUGCUACAAACGUGUUGUUUAUUCGUUUUGCUUUAUUGGGACCUUUCUCAAGUUCAGUUGCUGUCGUUUGUAAGAAGUCUUUGAUUUGCAUUGAUUCAAACAUCUCUAAACAGAAUCAGGGAAUCAGCAGUAAAGAUGGCAGCCUCUCUGCUCAGGGUUGGACGACUUGGAUCUCUCAGGUGUCUGCAGUUGGAGAGUUCUUUAAGAGCUCCAGUUGUCGCUCUCAGUUCAAAGUCUGGGGACAGCAAGAAGUCCAAAAAGUCCAACAAAGAAAAAGGGGCUCCAAAAACCUACUUCGAUAUAGAAAAACUUGUCCAACACAAAGCGUAUGCAGAAUUCCCUAAGAAGGAGGUUGCAGCCCCAGCUGCUGCUGCUGCCUUUACAAAAGCUGCAUCUGCUGCUAACCCUGGAUCUGAACCAGUUGCCCCUGAGCCAGUUGUGACUGCCACUGCUGUGCCUGCUGCAACAGAAGCACCAGCCUCUACUGCUGAAUCUGUUGUCCCUGCAGCUGAAGUCACAAUCCCUGCAGCUGAAGCCUCUGAAGUCACUACCCUUGCUGCUGAGGCAGCUGCUCCUGCUGCUGAAGCUGCUGCCCCUGCAGCUGAAGCUACUGAAAUCACUACCCCUGCAGCUGAAGUCACAACCCCUGCAACUGAAGCUUCUGAAGUCACAACCCCUGCUUCUGAAGUCACAACCCCUGCAACAGAAGCUUCUGAAGUCACAACCCCUGCUUCUGAAGUCACAACCCCUGCAACUGAAGCUUCUGAAGUCACAACCCCUGCAACUGAAGCUUCUGAAGUCACUACCCCUGCAGCUGAAACUUCUGAAGUCACUACCCCUGCAGCUGAAGCCUCUGAAGUCACUACCCUUGCUGCUGAGGAAGCUGCUCCUGCUGCUGCUCCUGCUGAAGCCGCUGCCUCUGCAGCUGAAGCUACUGAAGUAACUACCCCUGCAACUGAAGCUUCUGAAGUCACAACCCCUGCAACUGAAGCUUCUGAAGUCACUACCCCUGCAACUGAAGCUGCUGAAGUCACUACCCCUGCUGCUGAGGCAGCUGCUCCUGCUGCUGAAGCUGCUGCCCCUGCAGCUGAAGUCACAGCCCUUGCAGCUGAAGCCACUGAAGUCACUAUCCCUGCAGCUGAGGCAGCUGCUCCUGCUUCUGAAGCUGUUACCCCUGCAGCUGAAGUCACAACUCCUGCAGCUGAAGCUGCUGAACUCACUACCCCUGCUGCUGAGGCGGUUGCUCCUGCAGCUGAAGCUGCUGCCUCUGAAGUCGAAAGCAGUACACCUGUAGCUGAAUCCACUGCCACUGCAAUCGAAAGUGCUGCACCUGCAACUGAAGCCGCUGCUUCUGCAGUCGAAAACUCUGCACCUGCAGCUGAACCUGUUGCACCUGCUGUUGAAAAUACUGCCCCUACAGCUGAAGUUGCUGCAGCUGAAGCCCCUGCACCUGCAGUUGAAGCCGAUGCCCCUGCAGUCGAAAGCGCUGAAGCCACUUCUCUUUUACCUGAAGCUGGUGCCACAGAGCCUAGUUCUAUUGCUGAAGCUCCUGUUUCUGAUGAACCAGCCUCUGUAGCUACAGCUGCACCUUCAGAGACCGUUGCCGAAACCACAUCUCCUGCUUCUGAGUCUGUUACCACAGCCGCAGAACCUAUUGUUGAACUUGCCACUCCUGUGGCUGAAGCUGCCACACCUGAAGCUCCUGCAGCUAAAGCCAAUGCUGAUGUUGCACCAGCUUCUGAAGCCGCACCUACAGAAGAUACACCUGCCCAAGAAGCACUUGCUGAAGCUGCCCCUGCUGUAGAGGCUGUCACUGAAGUAGUUGCAGAAGCUGUGGCUGAAGCUACCCCCAUUGAGCUUGUAGAAUCUUUUGCAGAAGCAUCUCCUGUUGAAGAUUCUGCCCCUGUGAUAACAGAUGCUACUGACCAAGCUGCAGUUGUGGAGACGCCUGAGGCUGGAUUAGACCCCAUUCAGAAACUUUUCCUUGAUGCAAUUCGCUCAUACUCCACACAGAGCAAUACCUCUGGCAGUCUAGUUGAUGCAGGCCCAGAGUACCAGAAGGCUCUUGCUGAGGAAAUAACUAAAUUGCAGCGGUUGUAUGGUGGUGGAGACCUGACCUCCUUUCCAGAGUUUAAAUUCCCUGAACCUAAAUUUGAUGACAUGUCCUCCAAGUAAACAGCCUUUAUUUCUGUUUUCCUCUCCUGUGCCUCUGUUAAAUUACUUGUCUUUCAUCUGUAAAAGUGAACAUUUUGGUGAGAAUAUUUUGUGACUCUGAAUAGCCAUUUUUCAAUAAAUCUUAUAUAUCUUGAAAGAAAGCUAUUUCAUGUAUAGAAUGCUCAUGUGGAAGAGAGUAUAGCUUAGCUGUAAAAAAAUAAAAAAAUAAUGCUUUUCACGUGCUGUAAUAUUUGUCAGUGAGCUUAUGUGAAAUAUUUUUGGAAAUAAUGCUGAAUAAACUGAGCCACAUGUGA